Molecule: messenger RNA, 1851 nt
Organism: Aspergillus homomorphus CBS 101889
Lineage: Eukaryota; Fungi; Ascomycota; Eurotiomycetes; Eurotiales; Aspergillaceae
Product: purple acid phosphatase family protein
Exons: 5
Coding region: 1-1851 (616 amino acids)
Molecular function (GO): protein binding; acid phosphatase activity; metal ion binding
Source: RefSeq, a predicted model, not a curated record
AUGAAGACCGCUGCUGCUUCCGCUCUGCUCGUUGCCCUCUCAGCCACGGUUGCGCAGGCUCGUCCUGUCGCCGAUGAACGCUACCCAUACACAGGCCCGGCUGUGCCUGUCGGAGAUUGGGUCGAUUCCACCGUCAAUGGCAACGGCAAGGGCUUUCCUCGGCUGGUUGAGCCCCCAGCUGUGCGGCCGGCAAGCGCGAACCCUCGCAACAAUGUGAACGUCAUCUCCUUGUCCUACAUCCCCAAGGGCAUGCACAUUCACUACCAGACGCCCUUUGGUCUGGGCGAGACCCCGUCAGUGAUGUGGGGCAAGAACCCCCACGAGCUGAACAAGGUCGCUCGUGGUUACACCCACACUUACGACCGCACACCCUCCUGCUCCGAGAUCAAGAUCAUCACCCAGUGCAGUCAGUACUUCCAUGAAGUCAGUCUGGAUAAUCUCGAGCCGGGCACGACCUACUACUACCAGAUCCCAGCCGCCAACGGCACGACCAAGUCGGAUGUGUUGAGCUUCAAGACCGCGCGCGAGGCCGGCGACAAGGGAUCCUUCAGCGUCGCCGUGCUGAACGAUAUGGGCUACACCAACGCGCAUGGCACGCACAAGCAGUUGAUCAAGGCCGCCAACGAGGGGACGGCCUUUGCGUGGCACGGCGGCGACAUCAGCUACGCCGACGACUGGUACGAAGGCAUCCUGCCGUGCGAGUCCUCCUGGGACGUCUGCUACAACGGCACGAGCACGAAGCUGCCCGGCAAACUCCCGGUGCCGGAGGAGUACAAGAAGCCUCUUCCCGCCGGCGAGGUUCCCAACCAGGGUGGUCCGCAGGGUGGCGACGUCAGCGUCAUCUACGAGUCGAACUGGGAUCUGUGGCAGCAGUGGCUGACCAACGUGACCGUCAAGAUCCCCUACAUGGUCAUGCCGGGUAACCACGAGGCGGCGUGCGCCGAGUUCGACGGACCCGGCAACGUGCUCACGGCUUAUCUGAAUGAUGAUGUCGCCAACGGCACCGCUGCGGCCGCUAAGCUGAACUACUACAGCUGUCCUCCUUCUCAACGUAACUUCACCGCUUACCAACACCGCUUCCGCAUGCCCGGCGCGGAAACCGGCGGCGUCGGCAACUUCUGGUACUCGUUCGACUACGGGCUCGCGCACUUUGUCUCGAUCGACGGCGAGACCGAUUUCGCCAACAGCCCCGAGUGGCCCUUUGCCGAGGACAUCAAGGGUAACGAGACCCACCCCACCGCCGCGGAGACCUUCAUCACCGACAGCGGUCCCUUCGGAGCCGUGGACGGCAGCUACAAGAACACGAAGAACUACGCGCAGUACAAGUGGCUGCAGCAGGACCUGGCCAAGGUCGACCGCAGCAAGACGCCCUGGGUGUUCGUCAUGAGCCACCGCCCCAUGUACAGCUCGGCGUAUUCGUCGUACGAGAAGCACGUGCGGGAUGCCUUCGAAGGCCUGUUGCUGAAGUACGGAGUUGAUGCGUACCUCUCCGGACACAUCCACUGGUACGAGCGCUUGUACCCUCUCGGCGCCAACCAGACCAUCGACACCGCCAGCAUCAUCAACAACAACACCUACAUCGCCAACAACGGCAAGUCGCUCACCCAUAUCAUCAAUGGUAUGGCCGGCAAUAUCGAGAGCCACAGUGAGUUCAGCAAGGGCCAGGGGCUGACCAAUAUCACCGCCGUGCUGGAUACCGUGCACUACGGAUUCAGUAAGUUGACCGUCAAGAGCGAGACCGAGGUCAAGUGGCAGUUUAUCCGCGGCGAUGAUGGGUCCAUUGGUGAUGAGGUUACGCUGCUGAAGCCGGCGGCGGGGUUCGGUAGGAGAGUAAUUGUCGUAGCUUUCUGA